This is a messenger RNA of Ochlerotatus camptorhynchus, 1729 nucleotides long. RefSeq names its product RAS oncogene family member Rab1 (gene Rab1). The record is from RefSeq and is a predicted model, not a curated record. Gene Ontology annotation, molecular function: GTPase activity; GTP binding. The transcript has 6 exons. The coding region runs from base 390 to 1010 and encodes 206 amino acids. NCBI's taxonomy places the organism in Eukaryota, Metazoa, Arthropoda, Insecta, Diptera, Culicidae. Gene Ontology annotation, biological process: vesicle-mediated transport.
GUGAUCGGUCGUCGUCGUGUCAGAAAGAGCCUCGCGAAGAAGAAAGAGCCAUCGUCCGUCGUCCCUCCCGUAUCACUGCGCUGCAUACCAGUAAUCAGUCGUCGUCGUCAGUCGCGAAGAAAAAUCUCCAUUGAAAAAAGUGUCUUGAAUUAAUUGGAAACGCGAUUAAUUAGGUGGUGCGUCGCGAAAGAAAGAACUUUUUCUACGAAACUACUAGCUGCCGUCGUCGUCGGUCGCGGUCGUUCCAGCUAUACACGGAGAGUGUGUGUGAAAAGAAUCGGAGUAUAUUUAGUGCGAAAUCUGUGGCUGAAUUCGAGUGGCCUACCGAGAAAGGAUUUACAUUAUCUGCUUCGGAUCGAAAGGGAGAGAGAGAGCUUCAAUAGGAGGAAAUGUCCGCAUCCGCGAUGAGUCCCGAAUACGACUACCUGUUCAAACUGCUGCUGAUAGGCGACUCGGGAGUUGGAAAGUCUUGCCUUCUGUUGAGAUUUGCCGACGAUACAUACACGGAAAGCUAUAUCAGCACAAUCGGUGUAGAUUUUAAAAUUAGAACCAUUGAUCUGGAUGGCAAAACAAUCAAAUUGCAAAUUUGGGAUACCGCCGGUCAGGAGCGCUUCCGUACGAUAACGUCGUCGUACUACCGAGGUGCGCACGGUAUCAUCGUGGUGUACGACUGCACCGACCAGGAAUCGUUCAACAACGUGAAAACGUGGCUGGAGGAAAUCGAACGCUAUGCCUGUGAGAACGUCAACAAGCUGCUGGUCGGCAACAAGUGUGAUCUGCAGACAAAGAAGGUAGUCGACACGACUACUGCUAUGGAAUACGCCAACCAACUCGGCAUUCCAUUCCUGGAGACGUCCGCCAAGAACGCAACCAACGUGGAGCAGGCAUUCAUGACGAUGGCAGCGGAGAUCAAGAAUCGCGUCGGACCACCGUCGAGCGCAGCCGAGGCGCCCAGUGCCGUCAAGAUCGACAAGAGCCGCAGCGUCGAGUCAAAGUCCGGCUGUUGCUGAACAGUUUUACUUUUGUUGUUCUCAGUUUCUCUUGUAUAUUUCCCCCCAAAAAAGAGAGGAGAAGGCGUAAAGAUAACAACAACAACAACAAGAACAAUAGGCUUUUGUCUGCUUCUUCUGAUGAACUAAAACUAAUGUGCACUACUAUUACUAGUACUCUUAUUGAAAUACUACAACUUAUUACUACCAUUAUCCGAUUCUUCAUUAAAUGAUCACAACACAACAGAGCCACAACAGCACGGUCGGACGUUUUUUUCCUCCAUCAGACAAGGCAAGGAAAUUGUGUCACAGAAUUCUUGCAAUCAAGUUCGAGAUACUACAGAAACAGCAGAUUAACAAAGAGGGAUAACCAGUUUAGUGUAUGAUUUAACCCAAGAUCUAUUUAGACACGUGGACGCCCACAGAGGGACUUUGCGAAGGGAAAUAAUGAGAAAAAAAACGCUAGUAUAAGAAAAUAAUUAUUCAUUAGAGGAAAUACUUUUACUAGAAAGAACCAACCAAGAGAAGGGAGGAUACAAUGAACGGAGGAUUCCAAAAAAAAAUAAGAGCGAAUAUUUGUAACGUUCGAGCCGAGAAAUGGACGGUCGAAACGCUUUGAAGACAUACAAUAAACAAUAGAGACAAACACACAGACAUAAACAAGUGAUGGUAAAGUUUAAAUAAAUUAGCAAAUAUAAUUUUUUGGCCAAAAAAAAAAGAUAAUUGCGAAGCGAAACAAA